Messenger RNA from Protobothrops mucrosquamatus (brown spotted pit viper), 4918 nucleotides. RefSeq names its product nuclear receptor interacting protein 1 (gene NRIP1). Lineage: Eukaryota; Metazoa; Chordata; Lepidosauria; Squamata; Viperidae. Gene Ontology annotation, molecular function: signaling receptor binding; transcription coregulator activity. Gene Ontology annotation, biological process: regulation of transcription by RNA polymerase II. The coding region runs from base 341 to 3820 and encodes 1159 amino acids. The record is from RefSeq and is a predicted model, not a curated record. Gene Ontology annotation, cellular component: nucleus. The transcript is spliced from 2 exons.
CUACGAGCCUCAUUUUGGGAGGAAUCAAGUCUUCGUAAUAUGAUGAAAGAAGAUGGAAAACAUUAUUGUCAAUUCCUAAAAAAUAUUUUUAACCUGGCACCAUAUUUUAAAUAGUCCCUUGACUUCAUAAAUUGUGUAUAUUAAAACAGAGAAAAAUGGAACACUGCAUCUUCUACAAAUACUUAAUGGAAAGAUCUGGAAAAGACUAUUGCAUCUAUCUUGCAUCAGAUUUGGGGGGAAAAGUAUACAUUUAUUUGCUGAGCUAAAUUUCAGUUCACAUAUAAUACAGUAGAUCCUAAGUGGAAUAAAAAGAGAGCUUUUGUGGAUACUUGUGUUGAACAUGACUCAUGGAGAAGAUCUUGUCUCUGAGAUGCACCAAGAUUCCAUUGUUCUAACUUACUUAGAGGGAUUACUAAUGCAUCAGACAGCCGGAGGUUCGGGUUCUGUGGUUGACAAAAAGCCUACUAGUAAUGCUGAAGAUCAGAAUUUCAGCGUUUCUGGAAAUGCAUCUCCCAGCUGUCAGAGAGAUGGUGUUCCUAACACACAUACAUAUAGAAGUUCUGGAAUGUUGCAUCAUAAAAAGGCAAGAUUGCUACAGUCUUCUGAAGACUGGAAUGCUGAAAACAAAGGGCGAUUAUCUGAUUCUCUUGUGGAUAUAAAUGAGAAAAAAGAAGCAUUGUUGGCUGGCAUGGUUGAAAAUGUGCCUAAAAGCAAGCAAGAUAGCACGUUGCUGGCUUCCUUACUACAGUCAUUUAGCUCUAGGUUGCAGAGUGUUGCUUUGUCGCAACAAAUUAAGCAGAGCCUUAAAGAGCAAGGGUAUUCGCUCAGCAAUGAUUCCUCGCAGGUAGAGAAAGACUUGAGGUGCUAUGGUGUUGCAUCCAGUCACUUGAAAACUUUGCUAAAGAAAAACAAAUUGAAAGAUGAGAAACUGGAGACUGGUCUGCCAGAGCUAACAACAAAUCUAGUUCAAGAUCGGUUUAAAGAAUCUACACAUUCAGGACAGAGUGGUUCAAAAGCGAUGAAUGAAUCACUUUCUUGUGCUGCAAGAUUACAAGCUGUUGCAAACAUGGUAGAAAAAAGAUCUAGUCCUGCUGCAUCCCCUAAACCAAGUGUUGCCUGUAGCCAACUUGCUUUGCUUCUUUCAAGUGAAGCACACUUGCAGCAGUAUUCCAGGGAACAUGCUCUAAAAGCACAAAAUGCUAAUCAAAUCGCAAGUGAGAGACUUUCUGCUAUGGCAAGAUUAAAAGAAACUGCUCCAAAAGAUGUUAGUCAUUUUAAACUAUCAAAAGGAAUGGAAAGCCAUUUGAAUGGUCAGGCAAGAUGUUCAAACAAAACAAUAAACAAUAAAAGCAAUAUCACAAAUUUUCAGAGACAUAUGGGCAUAAUUCAUUCAUCUCCGAAAAUUAUAAACUACAAAACAUCAGAAAAAAGUCAUAUGAAACCACCUACUAACAGUAGUUUACUUUUGCACCUCCUGAAAAAUCAUAGUACUACUAAGCAGACCAAGCGAUAUGAACAAAAUGACAGGUCCAGUAUUUUUGAGGAAAGCAGUACACCAACCACUGUUGAUGAAUAUUCUGACAACAACCCAAGUUUUACAGAAGAUGAUAGUAGUGAUGAUGAAAGUUCCCAUUCAAAUUGUCUUCCUAUAGAUUUGUCUUUCAAACAAAAAACAAAUACUCAAGAUUCAGGGCAGCUAGAAAAUUUAACUCAAUCCUUGUUUCAUAAUUGGGAAUCUAAAGUCCCAUGUCUGGAAAACAUAGAAGAAAAGGAUACUUCUAAAAAUACAAAAUUGAAUCCACAUCAAAAAGUAACUUUACUGCAGUUACUACUCGGCCAUAAGGAAGAAGAAAAUACACCCAAAGUUAAAGAAACCGAAGGAACAUUAGUUCCAGCUGAUGUGGCGAAAUUUAAUUUUUCAAUGUGUAACAGAACUCCUAUUAUUGACUCUUCUAAUACUAAUCGAAUAAUUCCAGUACAUACUCCUCCUUUGCAAACUUCUGCAAAAGCAGAUUCACCUAUCAACCUUUCACACAAUUCUCCUUUAAUGGUAAAAUGUAAUUCACCGCCAUAUACCUGCAUCAUACAGCCUGAAAGACUAACUAAUUCAGCUUCUAAACACUUGAUAGAUCUUACUAUUCACAAAGAACUUCAUGGAAGUAAACAGAAUAAAAAAGAAACUUUACAAACACCUUCAUCUUUCAGUGCAAGUAAACUAUUGCAAAACUUAGCUCAAUGUGGGAUGCAGUCUUCCAUGUCAGUGGAUAACCAAAGACAAGCAAGCAAACAACUGAUGACUCCUAACACUGAGAAACCAGUAGGAUUGAUAGAUGGACUAAAUACUUCCCUGCUUCAUAAUGCAUCAUGUACACUUGAAAAAAACAGAAUGCUCACUAAUCAGUUUCUCCCAGGAGAACAAAAACUUCCCGGUUCAGAAAUCCAAAAUCUGCUAGAACGACGCACUGUGCUUCAGUUACUUCUGGGAACCUCCAACAAAAAUAUGAAUGAAACAAAGGAAAAAAUAUUUUUAAAAGACGAGAGUUUACAAGAUCCAACAGAAAAAGUUUUGAAUGAACAAAUACUAACUGUAAAAAUAAAAGCCGAGCCUUCUGAGGAAGAAUCCAGUGCCCUUCAGAAUUCAAAUGCUCAACAAAUAAUUGAAAAUGUUCAUAAAAAAAUUCCAGAAAUGACUCAUUCAUUAGAGAGAAAUAUAGCUAUUUCUCCAGCAUCAGAAGAAUUUCAGUCCCAGUCUCUUACAUCUCAAGACUUUUCCUUUUCAAAGAAUGGACUUCUAAGUCGAUUGCUGAGACAGAGUCAAGAUGGUUGCUCUGCAGAUAUCCUGGACAGGAGAAAUCAUGAACAGAGUUUUGUGGAAUCAAAAAGUCACAGUAUGCUCCCCAAAAAGAGAAAAUUGCAUUCUGAUUCUUUAGAAGGUCCUUUAAAAAUACUAAAAAGUAAUAAAGGUAGAAUAUCUGAUGUCAUGAACAAUCAUAAGUCUAGUGCAGAUGCUUUGUAUGGGAGCUGUCUUAACCAAAAAGAAUCUAAGUUCAUCAAAACUGAUUUUGAAAUAAAAUAUUCUUCAGGUUAUGGGUCAAAUAAUGAAAGUGAAAACAGAAGUUGGUCUAGAGAAAGUAAAGGAUUUAAUGUGCUAAAACAACUGCUUCUAUCAGAAAAUUGUGAAAAAGAUAUGUCUCAGCUUAGAAAUAAUUUAUCAGUAACAGAUGGCAAAAAGAAAGGAAGCAAACAUAACCUAACAAAUAAUGACAAACCUGAAUUCAAUGUUUCUCCUGUGCAUACCUUCAUGGGGAACCCCGGGCAACCAAGCAAUUUCUUGGACUACCAAACAUUUCAAUAUUCAGUUGCUAUGAAGAGUCCUGCCAGUUCUCCCUUCACUGAACAUUUGGGAGGCACAGUAUCAUCAAAACCAGAAUGUGACCAGUUUAGCAUUUGCCAUGUACCUAAUGAAAGGGGACCUCUAAAAUGGGUCAUCACUGAUUCUGACAAAAAUGACCUUGAGAGAGACUCCCCAAGACUGACCCAAACUAAUCCAAUAUUGUAUUACAUGUUACAAAAGGGAGGAAACCCUAUUAAUAUUCAGGAAACCCAUAGCAAAGAUGCUUGGAGAGAUAAAUCAUUUAUAGAAAAUUCAUCUUCUGUCACAAUGAAGAAAGAGUUGUCUCCUGUCACAGAAUGUAAAACAUUUCCUAAUAGAAGAAAUAUAUACAGUAGCCAUUCAAAUAAUAAGGUGUCCAUUCAACACAAUGGAGAAAUAUAUGGACACUUAGAAAAGGUAUUAACAAUAAAAAAAGAACCCGAAUAAGUUAAAAUCUUACAAAGUGUUUACAAUCAGGUUUAAAUAUUUUCGUUGAAUAAAAUAAUGUAAAUCUAGCAUGAUUUGAGAAGAGCAUGGUAUAGCUAUGGUUUUAUUUGAUGAAAUUUUUUUGCUGAUAUUUAAAAUGCAUACAGCUUUAGUUCUUUAUUUUUGCUUUACUGGAAAUUUAUCACAAUACAUGUCAUCAUGACUUGUUAAUUAUAUAAAUGUCCAUGAGUAAUUUGCAGCUGGAUUGUACUCAGUGAGUAACUGCUAUUACUGUCCUUGCACAUAAGUAUGUGCUUAUGUAAACCCAUAAUAUUUUCCUUACAUGUUUCAAAACCAUGAAAGUGAUAAAUCACAGACAUUUUAAAAAGCUGUAUGUGAUUUGUACACAUAGCAAACAAAAGAAAUCACAUGAGCAGAUUUUUUUACAUAUACUUGGACGAAUGUAGGAAUAACUAGAGACAAAAGCAACUGUAGUAAGAUAUGUAAAACAGGAUCUUUUUUGGAGAUACUGGUAUUACUCAUGUAAUGCAGUAUGGUUUAAAUAUAAGGUGGAAGUGCAUUGUUCAACAUAUAUAUUUUCUCUCACAACUGGGCUACUAUCAUCUUACAUUGUCUGCUCAUUUAUAAAAUGUGAAGAAUAUUUUUAUAUAUAUAAAUGGAUCAUCAUCCAAGCCAAGUCAUUUAUUUGUUGGUUUUGUAAUACUUAUCAGUGUUAACUAGAGAAUUGUACACAAUGAAAUUUCUAGUGCUUCCAAAUAGCUUGUAAUUUGUAUUUGCAUAAUCUGACAAAACCACAAGAAAUACUGUCUUUUCUUUAGUUGCCUCUUUCCUAGACACUCAGCUGAAAUAAAUUAAAAUCUAGGUUGUGACUUUAAAAAAUAAUGAAGCUGAAUCAUAAAUUACUGGCAGUAAAAGAUAAAUCUCUUUCAUUACUAUUAAUUGUUUUUUAUUUACAUUUAUUCAAAUUUUCCAGAGAAAUUAACAUAUGAAUAAAGUUGAAAGAUUCCAGACUCAUGCUUAAAAAAAGAAAAAAAAAAUCAUGAUAGUCAAUCUAUCAUUGUGAUCUAUUUUUCAUGAAUUCAUAUAUAUAAAAGAUUU